AUGCCUCUGGAUACUUCAACAACAUAUCCGCUUACCCGGCUGCGCCUCGACGGCCGUCGUUGGAACGAGCUCCGUCUUCUCCAAGCCCAGAUUUCAACCAACCCCGCCAGCUCCGGCUCCUCAUAUUUAUCCAUGGGCAACACAUCAAUUAUGUGCACCGUUCACGGCCCGGCCGAGGGUCGGCGCGGAGACGGAGGCGCAGCGGGAAGUGGCCAUGCCGUUGUUGAGGUCGAUGUCAAUGUUGCCGGUUUUGCGGGCGUGGAUCGCAAGCGCAGAGCUGGUGGAAGUGACAGACAAUCAUCCCGUAUUGCUACAACCCUCCGCUCAACCUUCCAAUCGCACCUCCACACCUACCUCUACCCCCACAGCACAAUCAGCAUCCACGUAUCCGUCCUCUCGGCCGAUGGUUCGCUCCUCGCGGCUGCUAUCAACGCUUGUACCCUCGCUUUAGUGGACGCCGGUAUUCCCAUGCCGGGCCUCUUAACCGGUUGCACGGCUGGUAUGAGUGGUAGUGCAUCUACGCCUCGGGAUCCGCGCCACGACGAGCUCGAUCCUUUGCUUGACUUGUCAUUGCCGGAAGAGCAAGAGCUGCCUUUCCUUACGGUCGGCACGACAACCGUUGUGCCUGUUGGUGAGAAUCAUAUGGACGAUGAAGAGGUUAUGAAGGUUUCUGUGUUCGCGAUGGAGUCGAAGGUUCAUUCUACUUAUCUUGAGACUAUGACUGCUGUUGGUAUUGAUGGUUGCUCUCAGAUUCGGGAGCUGUUGGAGGGUGUUAUCAAAGGUUCUAAUCGGUGA
Penicillium soppii is the source of this 795-nucleotide messenger RNA. Its product is annotated as exosome non-catalytic core subunit SKI6. Gene Ontology annotation, biological process: nuclear mRNA surveillance; poly(A)-dependent snoRNA 3'-end processing; U4 snRNA 3'-end processing. The transcript has 2 exons. Bases 1 to 795 code for a protein of 264 amino acids. Gene Ontology annotation, cellular component: cytoplasmic exosome (RNase complex); nucleolus; nuclear exosome (RNase complex). Lineage: Eukaryota; Fungi; Ascomycota; Eurotiomycetes; Eurotiales; Aspergillaceae. The record is from RefSeq and is a predicted model, not a curated record.